Messenger RNA from Daphnia carinata, 1069 nucleotides. Its product is annotated as egl nine homolog 1-like. NCBI's taxonomy places the organism in Eukaryota, Metazoa, Arthropoda, Branchiopoda, Diplostraca, Daphniidae. Gene Ontology annotation, biological process: cellular response to hypoxia; peptidyl-proline hydroxylation to 4-hydroxy-L-proline. Bases 232 to 957 code for a protein of 241 amino acids. Gene Ontology annotation, cellular component: nucleus; cytoplasm. The transcript is spliced from 3 exons. The record is from RefSeq and is a predicted model, not a curated record. Gene Ontology annotation, molecular function: L-ascorbic acid binding; peptidyl-proline 4-dioxygenase activity; ferrous iron binding.
UGUAUAAAGGAAACGUUAUUCUCGUACGAAAAGUAUACUUAUAUAGAGGUGUGUUAUUUCGAGACGUUGGCUUGUUUGUCAACACUCGUCGAGACAGUUUGACAUUUUUGUUAGCAGACGCAUAUGUAGGCAAGCGGUUUGAAUUUCAACCGCAGUGGGUCUCUGCCGGUCGUCCAUAAAACGUUACUUUGAAAACCAAAAUAAUAUCUCGUGUGGCAAAGGCCUUCAGUCAUGCAAGACAGAAUGGAGUGGCUUUUGGAUAUUAGUCAGUGUGUCGUUCGUGAUUUGGAUAAGUACGGCAUUUGCGUUGUUGACAAUUUCAUGGGCAAGGAGCGGGCCGAGACGAUACAUCGCUCGGUCGUUUCCAUGUACGAGACGGGCAUUUUUGUCGAAGGCGAAACGGUGGGCCUCAAGUCGAGUAAAAUAGGCACGGCUAAGAAUGUACGGAGCGAUAAAAUUACUUGGGUCGAUGGAUCGGAAAACAAUUGCACCACUAUUGCUCACCUCAUUGCGACAGUCGACACGAUUAUUAUGAAUUUCAUUCGGAUAAACAGAUUGACACAAACGGGUCAUCAAACGCCGAUCGGCGGUAGGACCAAGGCGAUGGUGUCCUGUUAUCCGGGCAAUGGUUCACACUACGUCAAACACGUGGACAAUCCAAACCGAGAUGGCCGAUGUAUCACAGCCACGUAUUACGUAAACAAGGACUGGGAUGCAAAGGAAACUGGUGGAUUGUUGCGAAUGUUUCCGCAAGCGUGGCCAACCAAAGUGGUGGACAUCGAACCCAUUCUCGAUCGGAUGGUUUUCUUUUGGUCAGAUCGUCGGAAUCCUCACGAAGUUCAACCGUCCUUCCGCACUCGUUAUGCAAUUACCAUUUGGUAUUUCGAUGCUAAAGAGAGGGAAGAGGCGAAAGAACGCAAUAAUGUCAAAACAAAUGUGGCCGUUGAUAGUCAUUGAUUUUUUAUUUUCAUCACAAGUCUUUUGUCCUCAAAGUCAUUUCUCUGUGUGCCAUUUUCCUAAGCCGCAGUCGACGUUCGCAUCCUUUUUUCCCAUUAUCUAUUAAAAAUCG